This is a messenger RNA of Sclerotinia sclerotiorum 1980 UF-70, 144 nucleotides long. RefSeq lists its product with no specific name. Lineage: Eukaryota; Fungi; Ascomycota; Leotiomycetes; Helotiales; Sclerotiniaceae. The record is from RefSeq and is a predicted model, not a curated record. The transcript has a single exon. Bases 1 to 144 code for a protein of 47 amino acids.
AUGGAAAAGUCUGGAGGAAGAAGCAGCAGCAGACCUGCAGCAAAGAUCCUGUAUAUCUCUGUUGGAAGCAUUUUGAAGUACAAGACACAAAUGAGGCUCUUAAGAAGAUUGACGACUACUUUAUCUUCAGUGCAGCAGUUUUAA